Messenger RNA from Doryrhamphus excisus (bluestripe pipefish), 4568 nucleotides. The record is from RefSeq and is a predicted model, not a curated record. NCBI's taxonomy places the organism in Eukaryota, Metazoa, Chordata, Actinopteri, Syngnathiformes, Syngnathidae.
AGAACAUCUCCACUCCAGAAACACACAGUGGAAUAAAGACGGACUUUAAACAAUACAUUUCAUCUCAAAAUGGACCAAAAAACACCGAGGAAAGCGGAGGAAUGUGUCCGAAAUGAGUCAGGAAACAGGUCAAGGAUGGUAGAAGGCGGCCAUGAAGUGUAGGAGCAAAACAAAACAUCGGAAUGCUACAGGCUGUCUCCCUGCUGUCGUUGUUGUUGGGACUCAUGGGAUGCGCUUUGGCGGGGCUCAACAUCUGGCCCUCCUUCCAUGUUGCCCUUAGCAAUGCCAGCGUGUUUGUGGACUUCAGCACAAAAAGCAACAGCAGCCUCAUCCGCCAAAUGAGCCUGUCGCUCAUCAACAUGGACACCAACUCCACCCUUCUGACGAGGACUCUUCCCAACAACCAGUCUGCAGGUCGGGUGGAGUUCAACUGUUCUUGCUUCCUGUAUGCGGGAACGUUCCGCUUCCUGUUGAGGCAGAGCAGCACCCUGGAGAUGGACUCUAAUGCGACGGGGCGUUUGGAGAACACCUGGUGGUGGAGUUCUGAACUGCAGGUGCAGUGGCCUACAUUUCACAUCGCUGUUGAGCGGGAUGCAAACAACACAGGGUCUUUUCAGAUUGGAAUAUCUACCAAUGAAUACUUCCAGCCUUGUUCAGUAAUCCUCGAUCCCGCUCUCCUCUUAGAAGUCAGCUAUAUGGAGUACAACCAGAUAGGACGAAAAGGCAUCAACAAGGUGCAAGCCCGCACACAACAUCCAAUCAAACUUCUUCGUUCCCAGAUGAUCAAGCUGCCCUGUGCCUUUCCUUUUAUGGAGCGAGACUUCAUCCAAGUGGCCCUACGCUCUGUUCACUCCUCACAGGAGGUAAAGAGCUCCGGGCCUCUCUACUUGUCCCAAAUCUUCUCCUAUAAGCUGCUAGUGGGAAACAUGAAUGCCUACAGGAGCGGUUGUGAGGGCACAGUGAGUGUUACACUUGUAACGCCACCUUGUGCACACAUUAAUGGGAAAGUGUUGCUCUAUAAAGACGCCGUCGUUGGAAGAGGGGUUGCUGUUUCCUCUGGGAUGGGAGCAGGUGGAACAGCAGUGCUAGGAUUCGGGCAGGAGGAGCCGUCAUCUCCUCCGCUGGCUUUUAACUGGCUCACACAGGGAGAGAAUGAGACGGAAUUCAACUGCUCUGUUUUUUACCCUGGAAGGAGUAAGUACUGCUUCCGCUUUGUGUUCAACUACAGCCGCUCCCCGAGUCCAGCUCAGACUUGCCUGGUGGUGCACAGGAGUGAAGAGUUCUGGGGGCCCUGGAAGCAGUGGAGUGUGUGCAGUGUGAGCUGUGGCGAGGGGGUCAGGGAACGUGUGAGAGAGUGUUUGCUGCCCUCUGGUGUUGAAGGCAAGCACUGCACGGGCAUGGUGAAGGAACAGUCUAUCUGCUCGCUGGAAGACUGUGCAGUGUUUCCAGGACCUUCCCCAUCACUCCCCCCGGUUCUUGCUGGAGUUGUACCCCUCGGUGGUAACAUGGUGGUGGUGGCUGGUAUAUCCCUGUGCCUUGCUGUCAUUCUAGCCACUAUCGUCAUAACCGUGUGGAGGAAGCUCUGCCGGACCCCUCAGUGUAGCUCCGUCCGCAGGGGCUCUAUGCAUUCCCCUGGCGGGCGCAAACUCUCUGAUGAGGCUUCCAUUUGCGGUAAUAGCCUUCAGAGGCCGAGUUUUGUUGAUAGCCCAGGACAGGCAGUGCCGGCUGGCGUGGACAGGGGAUCUGUUCCACAGACAAUCACACAUCUCUCACAGGACCCAGAGAGGCUGUCUCCCACAGGUCAGAAGGUGUUGCCACCCAUUUUUGGGUAUCGCUUAGCUCAGCAGCAGUUAAAAGAAAUGAAGAAGAAGGGAUUAAAGGAGGCCACACAGGUCUACCACGUCUCCUCAAGCCCAGUUCAUGACACCAUGGUAGGGACGUCCACUUCACCCAGCAGCUCUGUUAUUCCGACAUCCACCGGGCUGCCGUGCCUCCACGGGGAACAAAACCAGUCCUUUUCUGAGUUACCGCUCCAGGCUUCCAGAAUCACACGGGAGCCACUGACGCCGAGGGUGGAGCUCAUCUUGGGGCCCCCGGUUUCUGGUCACGUAAAUGAGGGCAGCUCCAGGUGGCUCAACCGAACUGCUGACUGGGUGGAGAUGGUACAGAAGAGUGGAUUAGUGGGAAACUCUUCUCAGAAGAAUCCACAUUUCCGUAGGACUUCCAGUUUUACAGACGCAAAACCCCAAAUUUCCUCUUCAGGACACUGCGGAGCAUUCAGAGAGCGGAGCAUGACUCAGGUGGGAUCUCGGACUCUCCCUGAAGGAAACUCUUGGACCAAAGAGAGAAGAGAGAGGCCGUCAUUUAGCUCCUACCCCAUUCCAGAGCAUGACACCCCAAAAUGGACCCAUCCCAGAGCCCAGGGAUGCAACCAAAGGAAGCCCUGGAUAGAAACCUCCAUUCCUUCUCACACUAAUGAAGUGAAGCAUGCAGGAACCAACACUUCUGAGGAACAUCUGGACUGCAGUGGCACCACAGAGGGGCAUAUGGGAAUCUCAGGAAUUGGUGGUCCAGCCACAAGUCCAACCAGUCCUCACGGAGUGAACCUGCUCAGUGUGGAACGGGCCGAGCAAAACUGGAACCGCCGUGGUCCAUCACCUAUCCAGAGGAACAUGCUGGCAAGAAAACUGAAGGAGGCUCAGUCCUGCUCUGGAGCUAAAGGGCGUCAGCGCAGUUCCACCUUCAGUGUGUCGUCAUUAGAGCACAGGAAAGACCAGUGCCACUCACUGCCUGGUUCUGGAGGCUGUGCCAGUGGCGAGCGUUCUGCUUACAGGUUGAGUGGAGUUGAGGAGAGGAUGAUGGACCUCGACCUCUCCUCAGGGAAGCAUUUCACAAGAUCGAUUCCCGGUUCUUGUCCCGAAUGUCAGGGCCAACGCCCGGGUUCGGAUUCAGGUGUGAAUGGAAGUGUUGCAAAGAUGGAUGAUGCCAAAGUGGAGAUUGAUGAUGGGAGGGAUGAUGCUGUGGAAGCAGACACCCUCUACCAAAACAUCCGGAAGAAGAUUACCCCCUUUGUUAUGUCCUUUGGAUUCCGGUCAGUGUCUUUUGGAAUUCUGCAAGUACUAGUACUCGUGUAUUUUGCAGGAUCCUAUUUGCUAUUCUCUUUUUUCCUCAGUGUAUUUGGAGUGGUACUGAUCCUGGUUGACAUCGUACUCGUCAUCGUGGACAUUUCCCUGCCAGCCAGGAGCAGAGAGGUCGGCAACUCUCUGGAGACUGUGUCCCUCAUCAUCUCCUUCUUCUUCCUGGCCGACGUUCUCCUCAGGAUCUACGUGGAAGGUUUUAAAGUGUAUUUUGGCUCCAAGCUGAACAUCAUCGACGCCUGCGUUGUGGUCGUCACGCUGGUGGUCACCAUGAGCUACACCUUCACUGACCUAUCAGGAGCCAGUCUCAUUCCCAGGGUGGUGACCUUCCUGCGCUUCUUGAGGAUUAUAAUUCUGGUGAGAGUGUUCAGGCUAGCUGCCCAGAAGAAAGUGCUGGAGAAGGUCACCAGGAGGAUGGUGUCUGAGAACAAACGGCGCUAUCAGAAGGAUGGCUUUGACCUUGACCUCACCUAUGUCACAGACCGAGUCAUCGCCAUGUCUUUCCCUUCAUCUGGGAAGCAGUCCUUCUACAGGAACCCAAUCAGGGAGGUGGCAAGGUUUCUGGACACCAAACAUGAAGGCCAUUACAGAGUUUACAACCUUUGCAGUGAGAAAGGCUACGACCCCCAGUUCUUCCACUACAGAGUUGAACGGGUGUUCAUAGACGACCACAACGUACCUUCUUUAGAGGACAUGCUGAAAUACACAGCUAGCGUAAGAGAGUGGAUGUCUGCCGAUCCCAAAAACGUCAUUGCUAUUCACUGCAAAGGAGGGAAAGGUCGUACCGGCACUCUAGUGUGCACCUGGCUUAUUGACAGUGACCAGUUUGAGAACGCACAGGAUAGCCUGGAGUACUUUGGGGAGAGGAGGACGGACAAGAGUCAAAGCUCCAAGUUUCAAGGAGUGGAGACGCCCUCUCAAAGCAGGUACGUGGGCUAUUACGAGGUGAUGAAGACUAAAUUCAACAGGCAGCUCCCUCCUCCAAAAAGCCUGAGGAUGAAGAGCAUCCGCAUCCACUCCAUAGCAGGUGUGGGAAGAGGUGACGGCAGUGACCUGAAGGUGAAGAUUAUCGUGAGGAAAGAGCUAGUGUUUGAGUGUGUGUGCGCCACACAGCACAACUGCUCAGUCUUCCCUGAUGUGGGCAACAAUGCAGCAAUCAUCAGCCUCCCCAAUGGACCUGUGGUUCAAGGGGAUGUCAAGGUCAUGUUUGAGUCCAGUGCUGGUAUUCCUAAAGGAUACGAAGAUGUCCCCUUCUACUUUUGGUUCAAUACGUCCUUCAUAUUGGACAACAAGCUCUUCUUACCCAGAGAGGAACUGGACAACCCACACAAACCUAAAACAUGGGGCUUGUACAAGGAGGACUUUGGGGUCACAUUGUCCUUCUCAGAUAACUAAUGCUUAUAAUAAAUGCUCUUUGGAAAGAUACACUGC